UUUCCGAAGGUACUCAUCUGUAAAAAAAAAGAACGAAGUAAUUCUGUUCCUGUUCUCCUUCUUGGGUAGCUUCAAGCACCGACACAAUAAGUUCCUUCUUUUAAUCAAAUCUAUGUGUGGGAGCUGUGAGAAGCAGGUAGACAGUUGUGUGCUCUGUACACAUUAAGGAAACUCGUUGGAAAGAAGCUGAGUCAACAUCAAUGGAGAACAAGGCCACUGAUCCGUAUAGUGACGACAUUCAUAUUUCCAGAGAUUUGAAAGAAAUACAGACUUCUCCACACUUCAGAAUGCAGCCUCUCCCACUGACCAUUAAACCAAACAAAUUUACAGGCUUUGGAGAUUAUGAAUCAGCAAUUACAUAUUCUACAAAUGAUAUAUCUACAGCAACAAUAGAAAGAUUCACUGCAAACUCUGAAGGAGGAUCUCGUAAGAGGAAAAGCACUCCCACUAAAGUAAUUCAUACUGUUCAGUCAGAAGGCUUGUCAAAAGAUAUGGACGAACCUGAAGACAUCAAAGUUGAAUUACCAUCACCAAAACCCAUGGCUCAAAUGAUAGACUUAAGUAAUGUAGGGUUUCAGUUAUUCAGAACCUUUGAUCACCAAGGUACCACAGGCUUGAAACCUGAGUCUAUUAAACAGAAUUUAAUGUGGCCUACCAGUCCUCUGAUGAUGCAUCCUUCUCAAUCAUAUUUUGCCAAUGUCCCUCCAGACUUUAUGUUCCCUUUUGUUAUGGCACCAUCAAAUCUGCAUUUUAGAUAUCCUUUUCAUCACAAUGGUCCUCUAGGAAACCUUAAUGGCAGUAUCCCCAUUCGAGAAGAUAAGAAGAACAUGGUUGAGCGAGUCGAUGUUAACAUUCAAAUUGAUGACAGUUACUAUGUUGAUGUAGGUGGCAAUCAAAAGCGCUGGCAGUGCCGAAUGUGUGAGAAGUCAUACACUUCCAAGUACAACCUGGUGACACAUAUUUUGGGACACAGUGGUAUCAAACCCCAUGCUUGUUCUCAAUGUGGGAAACUCUUCAAGCAACUGAGCCAUCUGCACACUCAUAUGCUCACACAUCAGGGUACCAGACCUCACAAAUGUCAUGUUUGCCACAAAGCAUUCACCCAAACCAGCCACCUCAAGCGGCAUAUGAUGCAACAUAGUGACGUGAAGCCAUAUAAUUGUGGAAUUUGUGGUAGGGGUUUUGCUUAUCCAAGUGAGCUCAAAGCCCAUGAAACGAAGCAUGAAAAUGGCCGAGACAACAUUUGCGUUGAGUGUGGACUUGACUUUCCUACCCUAGCCCAGUUAAAGAGACAUCUGACAGCUCACCGAGGUCCUACACUGUAUCGCUGUGAUGAAUGUGACAAGACUUUCCAAUAUCCAAGUCAGUUGCAAAAUCACAUGAUGAAACACAAAGAUAUCCGUCCAUAUAUCUGCACUGAAUGUGGGAUGGAAUUCAUUCAACCCCACCAUCUCAAACAGCACUCCCUGACUCACAAGGGUGUGAAGGAGCAUAAAUGUGGAAUCUGUGGACGUGAGUUUACAUUGCUGGCAAACAUGAAACGCCAUGUCCUUAUUCACACCAACAUUCGGGCUUACCAGUGUCACCUUUGCUUGAAAAGCUUUGUGCAGAAACAAACAUUGAAGGCUCACAUGAUCGUCCACUCUGACAUCAAACCUUUCAAAUGCAAGUUGUGUGGGAAGGAGUUCAACCGGAUGCACAAUUUGAUGGGACACAUGCACCUGCACUCUGACAGCAAACCAUUCAAAUGUCUAUAUUGUCCCAGCAAAUUUACCCUGAAGGGAAAUCUUACCCGUCAUAUGAAGGUUAAACAUGGAGUCAUGGAUGGAGGGCAUGAUUCACAAAGCUUCAGGCGGAGAGGGCGGAUCGGAAUUGUACAGAAUAAUCUAAUGAGCAAUUUUGAGCAGGAAGAGCCCUUUGACCUUUCCCAAAAGAGCAGAAUAAAAACAUCAUCCCAGUCUGAUGGGGAAAGUGCCAAGGGGAGCUCUUGUCAAGAAGAAGACGACGACAAUUACUACACAAUAGACCAAUACAGCCCUGAUAUGUAUUGCAGAGCAGACAAAAUAUAUAUGCCAGAAGACCUAUCCCAGAAACCAGGAAGACUGAUUCAAGACUUCAGAGACUCAGACAAUGAAGAGCAGGACAAAGAGGGAGUGAUAAAUGACGAAGAUGAAGACUUGAUGGCUCAUAGAAAAUAUCUACAGAAUGGAACUGUAACUGACAAACAUAGCACUGCUGCUCUGCACUAUCUAUUUGAUAUGAAUGAAAACUACAAGGACUUUUGUCUUGACAGGAGGUGUAGCCCAGUGUGAAAAACUCAAGGGUGAUAAAAUGCAACCACUAUAUUGAUUUAAAUUUCUGAAAGAAAUAGGAAUGCUGUAAACAGAAUAUGGAUUAUUGAUUUGGGACAUCAGAAAUAUGAGCUGUAUGGUAGCUUUAGCUUGCAAUAUUAAUAUUUAUUUAGAUUAUGCGGUUCAUUGGCUUGGACCCUAUCUGAUCACAGUGCCACAUCUUCACAACUUGCCCUUCUGUCAAAUUGCAACCAGUGGAACUGACAACUUAUAUAAAGCCCUCACAACUACACAAAGCUGCAUAUUUUGGUGUAUCAUCAAUAGUCAAACUAUCUGCUUGGUAAGCGUAAGGAAGAAUAUGCCAUCCUCAAUUCUUGUCUGUUGAACAGUGGGACUUGAAUAAAACAACUGAUUCUAUUCACUGCACGUUUAUGAAGAUUGUAUCUAGCCUGUGUCACUACAGGGAUAUGAAGAGAGCACUUUGUUUGCCAUGUCAAUAAGGAUAGAAAAUGUGCAGGGUUGCUGCAAGUUUGUCCAAUGUUAAAUAUGCAAAUUAUUAUUACUAUUUCUCCAGAUAUAAUUUCAAGUGCUUAUUUUAAAUAUACUUGUCAUUGUUAUUACUAAUCAGAUAUUAGCAAGACACAUUUUGGUAUAUUUCUCUGGUAUAUUUUCUAGAUUUGAAGUUUAAAUUUAAAUUGUGUCCUCCAGUGAAAACCUUUCUUGGUAUUUAUCCAAUGCAUGCAAAGUUUUUUUAAGUAAUAAAAUACAUUUGCUGAAGUAUGAGGCAAUGCCGGAACUAUUACAAACCAACGACAAAUGGAGAAAAUAUGUAAUAAUAAAGUAAUCGUGGGUUUUCAAUGAAAUAGAAAAUCUCAUAUGCUUGUCAUCUGUGUCUGAUCUGAAGUAAGAUAAAGAAACAAAAGAAUGCUCUUUUGUGAGAUACAUGAAUGUCUUGCGGUUUGUCUUUUUAUUUAGUCCUUGUGAAGACUUGAGGACCACUUGUUUAAACUCCUACAUAUAAUUCAAGUCAUCCUGGAGUAAACACUGACUUAGAUUCUCAGGAAUGACAGCCUCACAUCACAGCUGAAUAUUUGAGUUCCGGUGCUGGCUUGUGCUUGAAAUCUGCCAUUUCGACAUGAAAUAAAAUUAGUUGCUUUUUAGCCGUACCUCAUAAUACUGAAGAGAUCCAUUUUGGGAAGGGGUGGGGAAAAUGUGUGUACUUCUCUAAUGAAAGCACAUCCAUUGCAUGAAUCUACUGGUGUAGGAGAUCAUGCUGACGCCUGUUAACAUAAAUUCAGAGCUUUAAAAAGAUGAUAAAAAGCAAACAAUCAUGAUUGAAAUGGUAGAAAAGGGUGUGGAAAAUUAGGUAGAAAUGUAAAUAUAAAGCAUUUGCUCACAGAGUAUUAGCACAAUAUUCUGUCAUUUAAUUAUGCACUCAUUCAUAAAAUUCUUUAAAAAAUACUGGUUAUAUGUGUUGGAAAUCAUUGUUAUCCAGUGUUAUUCUAAAGUUUAAAGUACAUAUAGUAAAGGACCAAUAUGGAAUACAUGUAGUGUUGAGCAUUGACCAACUGCUUGUAUUAAUUUUUCAUCAACAAUUGAUGUGCAUAUCAAUGCUACAAAAUUGUACCCUCCCCUUUCUCUGCACUCAUUUUUCAAUUUUGGUAAGACUAACAUUUCCAGCACGUUUUCAAGUUAAUUAAUAAAAUAAUUAUGAUCUAUAUUCCUAAUUGUUACAUGUACUCUGUUUCAUAAUAUUCAUAAUAGAUACCCAAUAAAAAUAUGCAAGAUG
Molecule: messenger RNA, 4080 nt
Organism: Carcharodon carcharias (great white shark)
Lineage: Eukaryota; Metazoa; Chordata; Chondrichthyes; Lamniformes; Lamnidae
Gene: znf366
Product: zinc finger protein 366
Exons: 5
Coding region: 201-2312 (703 amino acids)
Biological process (GO): regulation of DNA-templated transcription
Molecular function (GO): RNA polymerase II cis-regulatory region sequence-specific DNA binding; DNA-binding transcription factor activity, RNA polymerase II-specific
Source: RefSeq, a predicted model, not a curated record